This is a messenger RNA of Pseudo-nitzschia multistriata, 9092 nucleotides long. The record is from the annotation of a GenBank genome assembly. Lineage: Eukaryota; Bacillariophyta; Bacillariophyceae; Bacillariales; Bacillariaceae.
GUUUAUUGCGAUAGAAUGAAUCAUCGAUCCUAUGGAUUACCAGCAGAUAAUUCCAUAUAAAAUGGAACAAUCACGCUACACCUGAAAAGCUGUCGGGCCGAUCUGAUGGCGAAAAUAAGCGAAACACAUACAGUAUUAGCUUUCAAUUCUUUACUCGACACAAAUUUGAAGGUCAACGCACUUCUUUCACCGUCAUAAAUCUCACGUGGUGGUAUUCUCGCAAAAAUCCCAAUCUGAAAGAACGAGUGGUARGAUUGCCAUACGCUAAUAAUUUGUGAUUGGUUCUCAAAAAUUUCGAAGUCCGUGAUGCUAGUACCAUGGGAAAACAMUUCGGAACUGAAUAGCAUUUGGGAGAUCCAGACCGGUUGAAUUCUGAAAGUUUUCGCUGGUGAAAAUUUUCUGUCACGUAGCUGAUGCAAGUAUCCCUUUUUCUUUACGCCUAAUGUCGUGAAAAACUACUGUCCAUAGUUUGGAAAAUAAAGCAAAAUGGUUUCCUCUUACAAUCGAAAGAAUACCGGAAAGGGCGGCACGAGUCAGAACCGUCAUUCCUACAUUAAAAAACUCAAGUCUGGCGAAAAAGCACUGUCAAACGCCCGCGACGCUAAACAGGUCUUCAAGAUYCUUUCCCGGGACUAUGGAAUCGCUGGUAAUUCGAAACGGCUUGUUCUGAAUUUCGAUGACGAUAUGGUGCCGGUGCUGAGAGAAGCAACUGAGUUAUUGCAUCCGGACCCCAGUGAACCUCUGAAGUUACUAGAGGCCCUUGGUGAUGAAGCCCUCACCCAAGGGGUGUACAAAGAUCGAAGCAUAACGUGCUUCAAGGCCCUGUACGAGGCCGAAGAAUUUUUCCCAAAUCUUGCGUUGAGACUAAUUCAAGGAAAUCUCACAGGGCCAAACGAUCACUCCACGAUCGCCUGGUUCCUUCUACAGCUUGGUAUUACUGGCAACGAAACCCUCCUCAGUGAUCCUGACGUUCUCAAGGUCAUUGACUUUCUUAAUACAAGCCAACAGGUCGGUUUUCCCAAACUAUCCGAACAACUUGCCGUCGUCUUCUACAAAUCAAGAAAAUUGAGCGCCGAAGACGGUAAUUUGAAAAGGGAAGAUGGAGACUGCCAGCCAGCCCCCGAAGAUUUAUUGUCAUCUCUUGGUGCCGCAAGGAACGUGAUGCGUCAACCUGGUGUUCGCGAUCACGACAACGACAAGACUAACUUUCGAGCUAUUUCAAUUGUCCCGACCACGUCGGAACUUGCUUGUUCUGAAUCUCCGUAUCUCCCAUCACCCAUCGAACUUAUAUCUAACGAUGUGACAGCUAAAGAGGAAAAUAUAGGCUUCAACUCGAGCACCAAGGGAAACGCUAACAAAAGUCUGGAAGCCUUGGCCCUGGAUAGGCAGUUUCGAUUGAUGAGGGAGGAUCUCAUCGGAACCGUCAAGGAGGAACUCAGAGAUGAGUGGAAGAUGCCUUCCCACAAGCGCAGGUUGUUCUUGACAGGCCCUUCCGUUAUUGGUUUUGGAUCGAAGCCAGAGCCUCACGUAGUAGUCCAGGUUCCGCUUCCGUUGCGGUUGUCACAGCGUCUCCGUGCUGAAAACAAUUCCAAGGCAAUCGAAUUCUUUGAAAAAGGCCCCGGUAAGCGKGUGCUCCAGAAGGGAACCCUCGUAGUCCUAGUAACCAGUUCUAAUGAGGAGGGAGACAAACCGCUUUCUACAGACCAGGCACAGCAACGGGAGUUCAAGAUUAAGGCAGUCGGCACCGUUGUCGAGCGACUCAAGCCGCUCAAGAUUGUCUAUGAUGAAAACAAGAGGGGGAGACGAGUCCUUCAAGUAGGAAUAAGUUUUACUCCUGAGAGCAUGAGGUUCCUCACACCCUUAUUUGAGCAUUUUCAUGCUAAGAAGAAAGAAGGCUUAUCGAUGGUGGCCGAAGAUCACAGUAGUGGACUUUUCAAUGCAUCUGCAGGUCUGUUUUCGCUGGAACCAAUCCUAAAGGCAUUACAGGGAAUGGAUAAAGUCCCUAUGAGUGACCAAUUGAUCCACCUGAGAAAGCCCAAGCAACCUGAGCUUCCUCAUGGAGGUAAGAAUUUUGAUGACCUCGACUUGGCCUUGCGAAAGGCGGUAASCAGUGAUAAAGCUCAAAAACGUGCUCUAGAGGAAAUUUUCCGUUCGAAUGUUGUGCUUGUCCAAGGCCCACCGGGUACCGGAAAGACAUACAUCGGAGUUCAAAUGGUGAAGGCAAUGCUCAAUCUGGAGGGUAAAGCACCGGCGGUAAGCCCUCUCCGAAUCCUUUGUUUAUGCUACACCAACCACGCUCUCGAUAGUUUCCUUCUGGACUUGAUCGAUGCUGGGAUCUCCGAAACGUUUUUUGUGCGACUAGGAUCAUCACCCAAAAUUGAUCCGAAAAUUCAACGUAGGUGUCUCGGUGAAAUCAAUUCGACGGUAAAUAACAAAUUUGGUAGAAACGAGUCGGCUGCUUACGGAGCCAUAAAAAGAGAAUCAGAAACAUUGGAAGAACAAUUUAAGGGUCUAAUGAAAGAUAUAAGCAAGAAUUCAACCUGGGGUAGCUCUCUACACUGGUGGAAUAUCAUAAGCAUCUGGAUGGAGGACUCUGAGCACUACGAAAAACUCGAUGAACUUCGGGUUCCCAGUACAUCGSAAAGCGAUGGUUUUGUCAAAGUUGGGGCAAAUGGAAAGGCGCUCAAAUCAAACUACUUAUGGAAGAGAUGGUUUGGUGGGAAGAAUAAAGGGAUCUUUCACGACCAGAAAAUGCCUCAAGAAGGGUUGUGGAAGCUUGAUGAAGGAGAGCGGAAGUUGUUGAUCCAAAAGUGGCAACAGGAAUGGAUCCAACCAAAAUUGUAUGAUCUCGAAUACACAAUAGAGAAAAUGAAAAGAAACACGGAAGCCCUGCGAGCUCUGCGACGAAUAAACGAUCUGAAAGCUUUGAAGAAUGCUAAAAUAAUUGGCUGUACAACGGUCGCCGCAGCAAAAUUCCAGGGCAUGAUCAAUCCAUCCGUCGUGAUUGUUGAAGAGGCAGGCGAGAUUCUAGAGUCUCAUGUUCUUGCGAACCUCGGAGACUCAUGUCAACAAUUGAUCAUGAUUGGAGAUCACAAACAGUUGCGGCCAAAGAUUGAAAAUUACAGUCUCCAGAAAGAAUCUGGGCAUGGAUUUGAUCUAAACGUCAGCUUAUUCGAACGAUUAGUUACUUCCACGGCAAGCUGCAUUCCUGUUUUUCCAUUGACCGUUCAGCAUCGAAUGCGCCCCGAGAUAUCCCGCAUAAUCCGUGGAAUGGCACUGUACGAAUCUCUUGAAGAUCACGAAAACACCAAAGGRCGAAAAUCAGUUGCGGGAAUCACAAAUGAUGUUGUUUUUCUUGAUCAUCGUUUCCCAGAAAAAGCCGAUGAAGCGACGGCUGCUGUUGGAAUGGAAACAAAGGUGAAUCCUUUCGAAGUUAAUAUGGUAGUCAGCAUUGCAAAGUACAUCAUCCAGCAAGGUCAAUAUUCCCCUGAGCAGAUCACUAUUUUGACUCCAUAUCUAGGUCAAUUGGCGCUCAUUCGGAAGAAGCUUGAGGAAACAAAAAUUGGUUCUUUCGUGUCGGAUCAAGAUUUUGGAGAUCUUGCUCGUCAAAACUUAACAGACAAUGUCGAGAGACAACGUGAUAGCCCGAUCCGAAUUGCAACCAUAGAUAAUUUCCAGGGCGAAGAAUCGGAAGUUGUUAUUAUUAGUCUUGUUCGGUCAAAUCCGCAAGGAGCGCGGAUAGGUUUCUUAUGUUCCGAAGAGCGGAUCAACGUAUUGUUUUCACGAGCACGGGAAGGCAUGUAUAUAGUAGGAAAUCUUAAAAGUCUCAGCGAGUGCUCCUCCGCAUCUGGUCGCAGGCUGUGGUCCAAUCUCAAAGAUGUAUUUGAGAAGAACAAAAACGUCUAUGAUUAUUUUCCAGCGAAAUGUCAGAAGCAUCAGAYGCUUCACAACAUACAAACUCCAGAGGAUUUUGUUAGGUUAGCUCCAGAGGGUGGAUGCGCUCUUCGAUGCACGUUGUUGCUCGACUGUGGUCACCAAUGUCCAAAAAAGUGCCACCGACAUGUGCAGCAUGUGCAUUCGUUGAUCCAAUGCAAAGAAAAAGUUGAGGAUGUGUGCUCAAAUGGACAUAAACAAUUGCGUGAAUGUUAUUCAACAGUCAAAUGCACCAAGAUCAUGGAAUGGUUCUGCUCUAGAGGGCAUUCAAUUAAUGGUCGAUGUUGGAAAGGAAGGCCGAAGGUUUGUAAAAUGUGUGAUAAACUGGAUAAAUUAGAGGAGGAAAUAGAAAGGAAAAGAGAAGAUUUAAAUCAGGAGAUACGGAAACAAAAGGAACAAUUGAUGUUGGUCAGAGCCAAACUUGCUGCCGCUGAAGAUAGCAAGGAAAGUGAAGCCAAAUUAUCUAUGAUUGUUUACGAGCAAAAGCUGCUCGACGAGCGGUUGUCCAAUUUACUAGCUCGGCAAGACCAUGACGCUAAAGCAGCCGGUGAAACAACAGAAAUUGAAGAACACAAUCUACAUGCGGGAAUGAAUGGGGUUGUUGGCGGCAGAGAUAGUGGUGAAGCUAAAGAAACAAUAUUUCAUCAUCAACUACCACAGGCCAGUGAAGUGGAAAAUAUCUACGACGAAAUUGAUAAAAACGAGAACGAAGGUCGCCAUAGUGCUGAUAACAUUAAAAAAAAUGCAGAAGAUAGAGACUAUUAYGGAAGCCAAAAGAAGGACGAGUUGAACUUGUCCGAUAGAGACCAUGCUGGACACAGCGACAAUUUCAAAAUGGCCGAAAUCUUUGCAGGCGAUUGCCUCUUUAAAACCAAAGAUGAUUCCAUCUCAUCCGCUGAUAGAACGCAAAAGGUAUUUUCGAAUCCUAAUGCCAUCAGCUAUGACCUCUACAAAGAUGRAAAGAAACCUGAAGGAAAGCCUAACAAAGCGGUACCACACAAUAUAUCACCAGUAUCAUCACCGAACCCCAAUAGUCUGUUCAACAAUCCCGAUUUUUGUGAUGCCUUGGUCCGGUUUAAGAAUAAAAAGUUCUUGGAAGCAGAUGACCUCAUUGAUAGCUGCAUGAAAACGAGUCAAAGUGAACAAAAUAGAAAAACGUUGAAUGCUUUCCGUUGCAUCUUGUAUAACUCACUCGACCCCUUUGAAAAGCACCAUGUGGAUGCAGAUAUUCCUGAUGAAGCGCCGAAGACAUUUGAAGCCGCUAUAAGGUGUUGGGCUCGAUUUGUUGCCUUUGCAUCUUCCGAUGAAUUCCCGUCGAUUACAAUAAAAACCGCAAAUUUUUUUCUAUCCUAUCGAGACACCUCUAACAGUGGUAUAGCACAGGAUGUUAUCCAGAUAGGUCGAAAUCAAGCCAAAGAUGUUAUUGAGAAGGCAGAGAAAAAAAUCCGCUCUUCGUUGUCGCAAAAGCCGGGGCAAGAAAGCGAAGUCGAGAGAGCUUGGACGAAAAUCCGCGAACGUGACCCUUCCGCUCCUUCUGUUGUGAAUGAAGUUAUGAUGAUGAUAGGUUUGUUCCACGUCAAGGAAGCUUUGAUCGGUCAGUAUCACCAAAUCAAAAUUUCUCAACGACAGGGCGAUGCUUCUGUUUCUUCCUACAACGUUAGAUUCGAAGGAAACCCUGGAACUGGGAAGACAACCGUCGCUCGGUAUUAUUCUACAUUUCUGCAGCAGCUGGCUGUACUGCCAAAAACCUCAAUCACGCUGGAGGUUACAGCGGCUUCAUUAAAAAAUAAAGGGAUUUCUCACUUGGAAGAUAUGUUAAAAAAAGUGAAAAAGGCAGGUGGUGGUGUUAUAUUCGUUGACGAGGCGUAUCAGCUAUCAGCAGAUCAAACUGGAGAGAAGCUGCUUGAUUUUAUCUUGCCAAUUUCAGAAUCACUCGAUGGCCCAUUCGGAAAGCUUGUUUGGAUUUUUGCUGGCUACCCAAAAGAGAUGGAAAAGCUGUUCGAACAUAACUAUGGUCUUCCGUCUCGAUUCCCGCAACAAUUUAGGUUUGCCGAUUACGAUGCGGUUCAGAUGGAAGCCAUAUUCAGGGGAUUCAUGGAGUUUAAAGAAAAAUCAUCAGAGAAAAACUUGAGAACCAAGAUGCCGAAGCAAAAGAAUAUGGCCAGGAAUUACAAUCGACUUACAUUGAGCGGUAGAAAAAUUGCAUUCAAUAGUACUAAUGGAGAAACGUACGUCGAUCGGUUUGGAAAUAGCUGGACGUGCAACAGCAGUGAAGGACUAUGGCGAGAUGGAUAUGGCAAUACCACUGGUUAUCAUCCCAGCGACAUUGGUGACAAAGAUAACCCUCUUGCAUGUUCCGAAGACAAUCUAACUUGGACACACGAUGGGGAAUUCUGGAUUUCUUCACGAGGUGAAAGCCAGAAGCAUUAUCCAGGCUCUCCAAAUCCCAGUACAAAAUCAAUUGGAAAAAAAGAGCGCCGUGAAUCACCAUUUAAAUGCGAAAACGACAAAUUUCUCCGAAUAGCUAUGCGACGACUAGAACGCCAAUCGAACCGCCCUGGUUUUGGCAAUGCACGUGCAGUUCGAAAUUUGUUCGACAGCGUGAGAGUCAGGCAAGCAAAAAGACUUACAAAAGAAAAUCAAAAAGGUCGCUGUCCAGACGAUUUCAACUUCACAAGAGAUGAUCUACUCGGUGUUGCUUUGACGGAAACACAGCUAAAGAAAAGUCAGGCUUACCAAAAGUUGCAAAAGAUGGAAGGACUCAAGCCUGUAAAGGAACAAAUUGAUGACUUGAUCCGGUUGGGAGAAAGUAAUCUCAAGAGGGAGGAGUCCGAGCGUCCGCUACUUGAAAUAAUUUUGAAUCGGAUAUUCCUUGGAAAUCCGGGCACAGGUACGUAUACAAUAUAUUUUCGUUGCUUCAUUUCUUCCAGAAUUUCAUGUCAUUUUGAUUGCUUUAAUAAACGAAUCGUCCAAUAGGCAAAACGACGGUGGCGAAGCUCUAUGGCCAAUUACUAGUGGAGAUGGGACUGUUGUCGAAAGGGGAAGUGAUCAUUAAGAAUCCAUCCGAUUUUAAGGGAGAUGUCCUUGGAUCGUCCGAAAAAAAUACUAGAGAUAUUCUGCGUGCAGCCGAGGGCAACGUCUUGGUAAUCGACGAAGCCUAUGCUUUGUGCAGCAGCAACGGACUAAACGGAACGACGGACCCGUACGGUAACGCAGUGAUCGACACCCUCGUCGAGCAAAUCCAGGCACGUCCAGGUGAUGACCGAGCUGUUGUCAUGCUAGGCUAUCGCAAGGAGAUGGAAAACAUGUUCAAAAACGUUAAUCCAGGAUUGUCUCGUCGGUUUCAGCUCGAACAGGCGUUUGUUUUUCCCGAUUACAAUGACGAUGCCUUGGUGAAGAUCCUGUUUDGAAAAGCUAAAGAAUGUAGCUUAAAAGUCACGAUUGCUGUCGCCAAACGAGCAGUGCGCUCAUUAGCGAGAGCCCGAGCAAAACCAAAUUUUGGCAAUGCCGGUGCUGUCGAUUCUUUGUUGUCGCAAGCUAAAGAAAGGUUGCAAAAGAGAGACGGAACUUCGAACGAAUUGACUCUUGAGGAUUUUGCUAUACCGGGAAAUGACGAAUUGAACGAAGAGGAACUUAGCGUUCUGUUCGCUGGCCUGGUUGGCAUGGAGGACGUACGGGAAAAGAUAGAUGAAUUGAAGAAUGUCAUUCAAUUUGCGAAAGCUCGGGGUGAAGAUCCAAAGGAAUCCAUUUGUUUCAACUAUUUGUUUCUUGGCAACCCUGGAACCGGUAAGACGACGGUGGCACGCUGCAUGGGGAAAAUGUUCAAAAUACUUGGUUUGCUGCCCGACGAUACGGUCUACGAAUGUACCCCCAAAGAUUUCACCACCGGAUUUGCGGGACAGUCUGGAUCGAAAACAGCAGAGCAGCUGCAGAAGAGCCGUGGGGGCGUACUGUUUAUCGACGAGGCCUACCAGCUGAAUCCUCGGCGAGGCGGGCCCUAUAUGACUGAGGUGGUAGACGAGCUUGUUGCGAAACUCACGGACGAAGAAUUUAAGGGAAAGAUUUUGGUAUUGCUCGCUGGGUACGAUGCAGACAUGAACGAUAUGCUGAACGUCAAUCCCGGUCUGAAAUCGAGGUUCGCCGAGCGAAUUUUCUUCAAUGAUCUCACAGGAGUUGCCACCCGAGAUCUCCUGGUCUCGAUGCUGGCGAGCAAAAAAAUCCCGCUCCCGAAGGACGAUGCCGAAAGCGAUGCAUUGCUGGAGCUCGCCACCAGACUCGCCGGCAGUAGGGAGUUUGCCAACGGCCGCGACGUUGCUACCGUUUGCGACAAGACGUAUGCGGGAGUUGCACGGCGCAGCGGCAAGARGAAAGGCACCGGUCGAGGAAUCACCGCCGUGUUCGACGACGUGCGAGAGGCGGUCAACGGGCUGCUGUUGUCGCGGGAGCAGAAGGAGACUGGUUUGUCGUGCAGCACGCUGGACUUUGCGGACCAAGCGACUUCGAACCGAUCGAGAGAAGCACUUCCUUCGGCCAGAGUCGUGUCGGAACAUAGACAUAUAAAGGACGAGGAGCAGGAGAUUCCAGACGAAGAACCCAACGAUACCGAAGAGGUCGAAACCACGAACGCAAAUCCGUUUGGAGCACUGAGCACCGACCACUUAAAGACUCUCAAUGAUAUUGUCGACGAAAUGCGUUUGAACACGCAAGAGGGCAUCCAACAACUGCUGUCGGCCUCCCCGAAGUUGGGGGAAGAAAUAGCCGUCCUACAGAAGCUAAUGGAACGCCUGGACAUCUCAGAAGACGCCGCCCGGGGCAUUCUGAAAGACUGGAAAAAGGCCCAUGCGGAGGCGAAGCGCCAAAAGCUCGCAAUCGCAAAGAAAUCAAAGGGGAUGGAGGCCAUCUGGCACUGUUCGGUGUGCGGUAGGGGAGGAAGACCCCGCCCAAUUUGUUACGUUGCGCCUUACAUAUCAGGAUACCGGCCCAUUUCUGUAGGAUGAGAACCCCUGUGCAACAAAACGAACUAACCAUUGCACGACGGAUUACAGCAGUAGCACUUGUGGCAAAGGAUAACCCUUUCAAAAUUGCUCACGUGAUGAGACACAAGGUUUAUAGAUUGUAUGUUUAGUUUCUGAGAUACUGAAUAAAAUAGAACGCAAUGU